CUUUUAGUUAAAAUCAUUUGACACUUGGCAUAAUUGUAAUAUUCAUAUUUUUUGACUAUUUGCCACCUUUUGGUUUUAAAUCUUAUUUAUUUAAUUUGAAAGAAAUGGCUUGUUUGAGCUUCUAUGUGGCUUAAAAGCUAUUGAGGCCUGUAAUUUCAAUGAAAUGACCACCGGCAUUGUUGAAGACGUUUCCAUAACUUCAGUCAACCUCUCAGACUUAACCAGCUCAUCGUCCAUUUCUGAUAAAGUUUGUGUGCACUGGGGAUGUGAGCUCAGUUCCAGCCAAACGAAGGUCGUUUUCAAGGCAGAAGACGAUCUUUUGGAGAACCAGUUCUUCAUCAAAACAAUAUGCCUCAGUGCUCAGGCAAGUGACGAGAUGCAUGUGGUCGCAGUAUCUGACGGAGUCGGCGAGUCCAAGCCUGUCCCGAUUGCCACCCUGCGUCACUGCAUGCCCACAGUCAGCUUCCCUGCCUUGGAGCUCAUGCCACCUGUUACCUUCAGCUUGUGUUCGGGCAAAGGGCCGGUCUUCAUCUCUGCACAGCAUAUUACACUCAAUCCUACUGAAAACACUGAGGAGGACGAAGAGGAAGGAGCGCUUGUUGGUUGACUGUUUUACAAAUGGAACCCAUUGUUUGGAGGAAUCGGAUCAGAUUUUGGCAUGUCGGUUUAAUGAAUGCGUAGAAUGUUUAUGGAUCAGAAAGGCAAAGGGGAAACAAAUUCAAAGGCUUGGAGUGUAAUUAUGCAGUAUGGAUGUGCUGCUGUUUGUCUGCCUUUUCUUUUAGUAAUAAUUAGAUACAGAUGAUGAACCCACGGUCAAGUGAUUGCUGAAAUUAACCAAUGUGGCACAAAUGCAGGACGAGCAAAGAUGAUUGCUGGAUUCAAUCCAACCAUGCAUCUGAAUAUGUGAAUAGAAUAAUGAUUUGUAUUGUGAACAUGAUGAGUGUGGUGGGUUUUCUGGGGAAUAAUAUGUGCAAUUAAAUGUUUUUUGUUUCCCCCCCUGAUGCUCACUGAUAGAAAUUUGCUUGGGGGUGAAAUAAAACAUUGAGAAGGGCUUUAUUUUAUUUAAGGUUUUUUUAAGGCCUGAAUACUUUACUAUUUGGGGCUGUGUCCCAAAUCGCAUUAAACCCUGACUUACUAUGGCAAAACAUUGCCAUGGAUGUCGUAG
Molecule: messenger RNA, 1165 nt
Organism: Silurus meridionalis
Lineage: Eukaryota; Metazoa; Chordata; Actinopteri; Siluriformes; Siluridae
Gene: npm2a
Product: nucleophosmin/nucleoplasmin, 2a
Exons: 6
Coding region: 164-607 (147 amino acids)
Biological process (GO): chromatin remodeling
Cellular component (GO): cytoplasm; nucleoplasm; nucleolus
Molecular function (GO): RNA binding; histone binding; chromatin binding
Source: RefSeq, a predicted model, not a curated record